Metopolophium dirhodum (rose-grain aphid) is the source of this 2595-nucleotide messenger RNA. Its product is annotated as coiled-coil domain-containing protein 149. NCBI's taxonomy places the organism in Eukaryota, Metazoa, Arthropoda, Insecta, Hemiptera, Aphididae. The transcript has 11 exons. The record is from RefSeq and is a predicted model, not a curated record. Bases 437 to 1621 code for a protein of 394 amino acids.
UGUUAUCAGUUAUCACUAUAUAUAAUAAAUAUUUUGUUUUAUCAGUCUAAAAUUCGUGUUAUCUCAUAGAACAGUAAUAAUUACUAAUUAGUAACAUCACAGAAUAUAACAAUUUACCUUUAGCAGUAAAUAGUUGUACCUAUUAUAGAUUUAAACUCAAUGUAUUAUAAACUAUUGUAUAAUUACUAACCACAGUAAUUAAUAAUUGUCAAACGGUGAUGACAGAUGUGCUAGUUUAAUGGCUCUCUUAUUUCACAAAAAGAAUACAUAGAUUAUCACUUUUAAAUAUGAUUUAUAUCUUCAUUUUCAAAUGAAAAUUUAAAAAUAUUACAAUUAUAAUUUCAGUGCACUUUCAACGUUGUAACAUAUGCUAAAUUAAAUAAUAAUCAACUCACUUAUUCAAUACAUUUAAUAAUAAAUAUUUUAAUUUUAAAAAAUGGAUAGUACUGCAUUGGAACGUAAAUUGAAUAGCAAAACUGCAGCUCUCUCAGUAUUAAGUGAAGAAUUAGAGAAAUGUAGAAUAGAACGAGAUCAUUUGAAAAUCAUUUUGGAAAAUAAAAUGUUACAUAAUACAUACAAUAGGAAUUACCAAUUAAAUUACGAUAAACUUGUGAAUCAACUUAGAGAAGAAAAUAAGAUACUGAGAUUGGAAUCUGAGGAUGUACGUCAAAAAUUACAGGAUGCUCAAGGUGACAACCAAGUUUUAAGAACUGGUGGUUUUGUCAAGGAUUGUAUAAAUACAAUAUUAACAAGCUCUGAUAGUAAAGAAGAAUUAGUAAAAAAUUUAGAAAUCAUACAUUCAAAAUACCAGCAGUUAAAGCUUGAUUUUGGUUUAUUACUGGAUGAUAAACAAGAACUAAUCACCGAACGAGAUGGAUUUCGAAGUAAAAUACGACGGUUAAAUUAUCAAUUAGCGGCUUCUUUAAAUGCCAAUAAAAAUCAAUGCGUAUUAGAUAUUGAUAGUUUAUUAUUAGAAAACAAGUAUUUAAAUGAAAGACUGCAGUUAGAGAUCGCCGAAAAGGAAAUGAUAAGGAAAACAAAUUCAUUAUACCAGAGUACAUCAAAAACAAAUGAAGAUUCAUCUUUACUGUCUGCUAAUAAUGCAAUAACCCGUAAAGUAAUAGCUUGCAAACAAAUGCAACAAAUUUUGGAAACUGGGAAUCUUCAAGCUUUGUUUUCAAACAGCACAACACUCGCAGAUUUAAGAAAGUUAUGCCAGACACUAUUUGAAGCAUUGCAAGAUAAAACUAUAGCGCUUAAUCAUCAGAAAAAAACAAAUAAAAUAUUAGCUAAAAGAUUGGAAGACCUGGAAAAAAAGAUGAAAACAAUUAACCAAGGGGAAGCCAUUAUGUCACCUUCGCUGGUUUUAUUGAACGAAUGUUCAAAUACAUCUGAUGAAACUGAUUUUGAAACAAGUUCUAUUGAUGAAUCAAACACUUGUCUAAUUUCUAAAGAAGAUGAUUCCAUUAUUAAAAAUAUUGAUUUCGAUAAGUAUCCUAAUGAAAUGAAUACUCUACCAACAAAUUUGCAGCAACUUGUUACUGAGGCUAUGCAAACAAUAACAUUUGAUUCAUCAACCCCUACCUCUGAUAAAGCUCGUCUCAGUUCCACUUCAGAUUAAACAUAUAAUUUAAUACUCUACACAAUAUAAUGUUACAUUUUUAAGAGAUUUGUUUUAUUUUAAAUUUAAAAUAAGUGUUAUAAAUAAGUGUACAAAGAACCUAGUUUACUACAAUUUGAUUUAAAAUCACCGCUAACUGUAAAAAAUUCUUCUAGCCAUUAGUAUUUUUAAUUUAUAAAUUAUUUAUUAUUUUUAAGCGCCCCGGUGCCAGUUUUUUCAAUUUACCGCAAUUCUAUAAAAUUUGAAAAUUAAAUUUUAUAUUUUAGUUGCCACUUUAAUUAUAAUACUAUCCACUAAUCUACAGCCCAAUACCUAGAGGGGUUGAUAGGGUGUAUUAUACAAACAAAAAAAAUUACUUCACAGGAAUAGAUUUCUGGCUUUUUAGAAUUUUUGGAUUUUGAUAACUAUUUUUUAUCUGAAAGAAGAAGACUUCUUACAGGACGCUUCGAAAUCCAAUCUUUAUUUUAUUUAAAAUAAUGGUAUAAAUAUAAUUUAAAAAAAAAAAGCUUAAAAUUGUAUUAUUUUUGAAGACAUUAUAAAGUUUGAGAUUAAAAUAUUGAAAAACAGAGUUUGAUGCGACCUGUAGAAAUAUUACCCUUUAUUAGUUAAAAAACAAUUUAUCAAAUUCUGUUGAUUCUACAAAUUUUUACAAUUUCUAGGGGGCUAACAUUAUUAACAUCAAUGUGAGAGGCUUUGAUCCCACACAACUAAAAAAGGAGUGGGCUUGACACACCUUUGGUUAAGCCCCUCAAGGACCCCCAAUUUCUGCCAAUGGCAGGCACCUUAAGAAAAAAGUUAAAAUAUCAUUGUCACAUAUUGUAAUGUUAAGUUUAAUAUUAUAUUGUUGUAAAAAUGCAAUAGCAUCAUCAUCAUCAUACAAUUUGUAUAUUUCUGUAACGCUUUUUAUAUAUUAAAAAAAAAAAAUUAUACAUGUAUACACUGACUUUCUUAUUACUUGAUUUACCUACUUAACU